Messenger RNA from Ochlerotatus camptorhynchus, 1524 nucleotides. Its product is annotated as embryonic polarity protein dorsal-like. The transcript has a single exon. Gene Ontology annotation, biological process: canonical NF-kappaB signal transduction; inflammatory response; response to cytokine. Bases 1 to 1524 code for a protein of 507 amino acids. Gene Ontology annotation, cellular component: nucleus; cytoplasm. Gene Ontology annotation, molecular function: DNA-binding transcription factor activity, RNA polymerase II-specific; RNA polymerase II cis-regulatory region sequence-specific DNA binding. NCBI's taxonomy places the organism in Eukaryota, Metazoa, Arthropoda, Insecta, Diptera, Culicidae. The record is from RefSeq and is a predicted model, not a curated record.
AUGGCUCAGAAACCGUUCGUUGUAAUCACCGAGCAACCGCAAUCGAAAGCCUUGCGGUUUCGUUACGAGUGCGAAGGACGAUCAGCUGGUUCGAUUCCGGGGGUGAGUAGUACUGCAGAGCAGAAGACAUUUCCCACAAUCGAAAUCCGCGGAUACAAGGGUCGAGUGGUUGUGGUAGUUUCGUGCGUCACCAAGGAUCCACCCUAUCGGCCCCACCCGCAUAAUCUCGUCGGCAAGGAGGGUUGCAAAAAAGGCGUCUGCACGGUGGAAAUCAACAGCAACAGCAUGAGUUAUACGUUCAGUAAUUUGGGCAUUCAGUGUGUGAAGAAAAAGGAUAUCAAGGAUGCACUUCGAUUGCGAGAGGAGAUUCGGGUGGAUCCUUUCAAGACCGGUUAUGGCCAUGGAAGGCAACCGGCGUCGAUUGAUCUUAAUGCGGUGAGGCUCUGUUUCCAGACAUUUUUGGAAGGACAACAGCGAGGACAUUACACGGAGCCUCUAGUGCCGGUGGUUUCCGACAUAAUCUACGACAAGAAAGCCAUGUCCGAUUUGGUGAUAUGCAAGCUUAGUCACGUAGCAGCAACGAUGGCUGGUGGAAAGGAAGUCAUCCUGCUGUGUGAGAAGGUAGCCAAAGAAGAUAUAGCCGUUCGUUUUUACGAGGAACAUCAAGGCAACAUUUUGUGGGAAGAUCAAGGUGAGUUUCAACACUCUAAUGUGCACAAACAGGUGGCAAUAAGUUUUCGAACGCCACGGUAUCGAUCACUAGACACCGAGCGAUCCGUGAUGGUAAACAUUCAGCUAAGGAGACCAUCGGAUGGUGCGACCAGUGAACCGGUUCCUUUCGAGUUGAUUCCGGUGGAUUCCGACAAUUUUUGCAAGAAACGAAAACGGUCCCAGUUCAGCAGUUAUGAAAUAACCGAUCCAUCUGAUCAGCGGAUGAAACCACCGGGACCAUCUAUCAAGCCGGAACCACAAGAUUCACACCUCCAGCAGUACUUCACCACUCAAGUCACUUAUCGUAAUCCGGCCCAGUCUCCUCAAGGCAGUACAACGCCAAUGGCAGCUGCUUCACCAUACGAUGGUGCGAUCGGAUAUCAACCGGGCCCAAGCAAUGAUUACUACAUGACUAAUCAACGGUAUCAGUACAACAACUUUUCAGUUGCCACCGGUGCUGCCAAUGGCAUGACAAUGUAUCAGCAGCAGCAGCAGCAACAACAACAACAGAUGCAUCAGCAAAAUCACUACCAGCAAUCGGGAGUACAGUUCGGUAUGAACAAUCUGGGCAAUGGCGGUGCUCUGUCUGUGAACAAUCAGCCUGGAUUCAACUCGAUUCCUCAGCACGUGCCAGAUAACUUUGACUGCCUGCUGGACAUGGAAUUGGGUAGGGCGUUUCCGCUGAAUUCGUCAGAGAUCAAAACCAUGAUGGGAAACAUUGCCGGCCAGAAUCGGAUGCUGCAUGACGAGGAGAAUCUUUCGAACAGCUUUACCAAGCUGACGACGAAUAACAUGAAUGAUUUGAAUAAGUGA